AUGCUUUACCUAAUUGGCCUUGGUCUCUCUGAUGAGACAGAUAUUACCGUUAAAGGACUUGAAGCUGUUAAAAAAUGCGCUCGAGUAUACCUUGAAGCCUACACCAGUAUCUUGUUGGUGGACAAAUCAGUUCUUGAAAGUUACUAUGGACGUGAAGUAAUUAUUGCAGACAGAGAUAUGGUUGAGAGUGCCAGUGAUGAUAUUUUAGAAAAUGCGCAGAAUGUGGAUGUUGCAUUUUUAGUAGUGGGAGAUCCAUUUGGGGCUACAACUCACACCGAUCUUGUUCUCCGCGCCCGUUCCCUAAACAUCCCUAUCUCCACCAUUCCCAAUGCCUCCAUCAUGUCCGCUAUUGGUGCUACCGGUCUCCAACUUUACAAUUUUGGCCAAACUGUCUCAAUGGUAUUUUUCACGGAGAAUUGGAAGCCUGCUUCAUUCUACGAUCGUAUUCGAGAGAACAGGAAUAUUGGCUUGCACACACUAGUAUUAUUGGAUAUUAAGGUUAAGGAACAAAGCAUGGAAAAUAUGGCGAGAGGAAGAAAAAUAUAUGAACCACCGAGAUAUAUGACAGUUGGUCAGUGCGCGUCGCAGAUGUUGGAGAUUGAAGAGAUCAAGACCGAGAAUGGAGAGGGUGGUGUUUAUAAUGAGGAGAGUCUUUGCAUAGGUGCUGCUCGAGUAGGCUGUAAAGACGAGAAGUUUGUAAGUGGGACGUUGAAACAAUUGUGUGAUGCGGAUGAGCAAUUGGGAGGCCCAUUGCAUAGUUUAGUGUUGCUCGGAAGAAGGACACAUGAGUUGGAGCAUGAUUAUGUGAGGGAGUUCGCUGUGGACAAGGAAAUCUGGGAUACCAUUUGGAAGAGAGAUUACGAAGGAAAGGUAUAG
This is a messenger RNA of Sclerotinia sclerotiorum 1980 UF-70, 876 nucleotides long. RefSeq lists its product as hypothetical. Gene Ontology annotation, molecular function: diphthine synthase activity. The transcript is spliced from 3 exons. Gene Ontology annotation, biological process: protein histidyl modification to diphthamide. The coding region runs from base 1 to 876 and encodes 291 amino acids. NCBI's taxonomy places the organism in Eukaryota, Fungi, Ascomycota, Leotiomycetes, Helotiales, Sclerotiniaceae. The record is from RefSeq and is a predicted model, not a curated record.